Molecule: messenger RNA, 2845 nt
Organism: Seriola aureovittata
Lineage: Eukaryota; Metazoa; Chordata; Actinopteri; Carangiformes; Carangidae
Product: mucin-2-like
Exons: 13
Coding region: 273-2528 (751 amino acids)
Source: RefSeq, a predicted model, not a curated record
AAAUAUUAUACUCAGAUUCAUUUUCAGACAGUGUUCCUUACUUUAUUUGAUAACAGGAUAUCAGACAGAGGAAGCAGCUUGGCUUGAGUUUUGAGGAUUUCCUCUGUCACAAGUGCAAAGUAAGAUGUGAUGGAAAAUUUUAGGUCAGUUAAUCAUUAAACUGAGCAGCUUUCUGACUGACCAGACAGACAGAGAGAGACUGGAAGGAGCAAAGUGAUAGCGGCAGGUCUCCCGCAGCUGAAUACAUUUUCUCCAUCAGGAUCAAAUUCAGAAUGAAUAUCCACCAUGUUCUGCUGUUCUGCUUCUUAUCAGCUCUGUGUGGUGGAUUCUCUGGACUCGUCAGUGCAAAACCCCCCAUUUUCACAGGACCUGAAGGAGGACAUGGUACAAUAUCUUGCCACUUAAAUGUGUCUGGAAGCAGGAAGUUUUUCUGUAGGGAAGAAUGUAAAGAAGAAGACAUUCUCAUUAGAACAGAUAAGUUCAGUGCUAAGAGUGGCAGAUACAGCAUUAGAUACAAAAACAAAGGAUCAUCUGGAGGAAGUAUUCUGUCUGUGACCAUCACAAAUCUGACCCAGUCUGACUCAGGACAGUACAGGUGUGGUUUGGGCACAUCAGCAGUUCCAGAUUUGUUCGAGGACUUUGAGGUCAGAAUUUCAGAUGCACUGGUGGAUAGAAACUCUGGUUUUUUCCUCACUAAUGUUGAAGGAGACAAAGUUCAAUUUUCGUGCAGGGAUGCUGUAAAUAGUAGCAGAAUGUUCCUCUGUAGGGGUGAAUGUAAAAAACAAGAGGACAUUCUCAUUGAAACUGAUAAGAACAAAGAUCAGAGUGGCAGAUACACCAUUGAGUAUAAAGAAGGAUCUGCAUUUGGACAGUAUGUCACAAUCACACAGGUGGUCAAGUCGGAUUCAGGACGAUACAGGUGUGGUUAUGGCAGAGCUUUGUCUCCAGAUUCGUACCACAUGUUCCUGCUCCUUGUUGACACCUCCACACCAACAACAACACAUAGUUUAAGCUCCAGUUCAGGAAACUCCAAACCUUCACCAGUUUUCCUUGAACCUACAAACCAGCCUACAGCUGCAGCUCCAACCACUUCAAAACCAAUCAGGACUCUCCAACCUUUUUCAACCUCAGUCCCAUCAGCCUCCACACCAACAACAACCCCCACACCAACAACAGCACAGAGUUUAAGCUCCAGUUCAGGAAGGUCCACAACUUCACCAGUUUUCCCUGAAACCUCCAACCAGCCUUCAGCUGCAGCCACAACCACUUCAAAACCAAUCAGGACUCUCCAACCUUUUUCAACCUCAGUCCUAUCAGCCUCCACACCAACAACAAUACAGAGUUUAAGCUCCAGUUCAGGAACGUCCACACCUUCACCAGUUUUCCCUGAAACCACCAACCAGCCUACAGCUGCAGCUCCAACAACUUCAAAACCAAUCAGGACUCUCCAACCCUUCUCAACUUCUGUCCCAUCAGCCUCCACACCAACAACAACACAGAGUUUAAGCUCCAGUUCAGGAAGGUCCACACCUUCACCAGUUUUCCCUGAAACCUCCAACCAGCCUUCAGCUGCAGCUCCAACAACUUCAAAACCAAUCAGGACUCUCCAACCCUUCUCAACUUCUGUCCCAUCAGCCUCCACACCAACAACAACACAGAGUUUAAGCUCCAGUUCAGGAAGGUCCACACCUUCACCAGUUUUCCCUGAAACCUUCAACCAGCCUUCAGCUGCAGCCACAACCACUUCAAAACCAAUCAGGACUCUCCAACCUUUUUCAACCUCAGUCCUAUCAGCCUCCACACCAACAACAAUACAGAGUUUAAGCUCCAGUUCAGGAACGUCCACACCUUCACCAGUUUUCCCUGAAACCACCAACCAGCCUACAGCUGCAGCUCCAACAACUUCAAAACCAAUCAGGACUCUCCAACCCUUCUCAACUUCUGUCCCAUCAGCCUCCACACCAACAACAACACAGAGUUUAAGCUCCAGUUCAGGAAGGUCCACACCUUCACCAGUUUUCCCUGAAACCUCCAACCAGCCUUCAGCUGCAGCUCCAACAACUUCAAAACCAAUCAGGACUCUCCAACCCUUCUCAACUUCUGUCCCAUCAGCCUCCACACCAACAACAACACAGAGUUUAAGCUCCAGUUCAGGAAGGUCCACACCUUCACCAGUUUUCCCUGAAACCUUCAACCAGCCUUCAGCUGCAGCUCCAACCACUUCAAAACCAAUCAGGACUCUCCAACCCUUCUCAACUUCUGUCCCAUCAGCCUCCACACCAACAACAACACAGAGUUUAAGCUCCAGUUCAGGAAGGUCCACACCUUCACCAGUUUUCCCUGAAACCUCCAACCAGCCUUCAGUUGCAGCUUUCUCAGAUGCCCCUCACCCUACUUCUUCAUAUGUCCCUUCCUAUUUAUUGCCUCUGGUUGUAUGUGUGCUUUUACUUGGUUUGUUACUGUUGGUUGGUUUUCUGCUGCUCCUCUACAUACAGAAGACAAGGAAGAACAAAGAGCCGAAACACUGAGGUGAAUCUCUUUAAUUCUGUAUGUCUCUGUCAUGACAACUUCUGCCAACACGGUAUAAAAUGGCAGGAAAAGAAUUUUAAAGUUUCACUGUAGAUUGAAUAGAAAAUCUGUGAUUUAUCAAACUUUUUGAUGUUAGAUAGAAGUAGACAAAGAGCCGUCACAUUUAUAGCAACGUAGCACCUGUUGCUUUGGUAUCAUUUACUUUAGCUGGCUAAUUAAUAUCAAUCCUAUGAGUUGGUUGGUUGAAAGCUUUGUACUAUGCAGAUGUUAAUUGCCUUAAUUGGAACAAAUCUAAAUAAAGUGAGAUACAAACAUC